CAUGAACCAUACAAACUCAUAUGGGAUCAUCAGAGGCCUGCAGUUUGCCUCUUUCAUUGUACAGUACUAUGGCUUGGUGAUGGAUUUGCUUGUAUUGGGAUUGCACCGGGCCAGUGAGAUGGCUGGGCCUCCUCAGAUGCCAAACGACUUUCUCAGUUUCCAGGACAUAGCCACUGAGGCUGCUCACCCAAUCCGACUCUUCUGUAGAUACAUUGAUCGCAUUCAUAUUUUCUUCAGGUUCACAGCAGAUGAAGCUCGGGAUCUGAUCCAGCGUUACCUGACGGAGCAUCCAGACCCCAAUAAUGAAAACAUUGUUGGCUACAAUAACAAGAAAUGCUGGCCCCGAGAUGCCCGAAUGCGCCUCAUGAAGCAUGAUGUCAACUUGGGUCGGGCAGUGUUCUGGGACAUCAAAAACCGGCUGCCACGAUCAGUGACUACAGUACAAUGGGAGAAUAGCUUUGUGUCUGUGUACAGUAAAGACAACCCCAACCUGCUGUUCAACAUGUGUGGCUUUGAGUGCCGCAUCCUGCCUAAGUGCCGUACCAGCUAUGAAGAAUUCACCCACAAGGAUGGGGUCUGGAACCUUCAGAAUGAGGUUACCAAGGAGCGGACAGCGCAAUGUUUCCUGCGUGUGGACGAUGAGUCGAUGCAACGCUUCCAUAACCGAGUUCGUCAGAUUCUAAUGGCCUCUGGCUCCACCACCUUUACCAAGGUAUGUUGGGCCCUAAGGCUCCAAUUCUCUGCCAUUCUCUGUCUGUCUUUGUCCUUUUCAACUCCUGCUGUGGUUUGAGGUUGCUCUUUCCCA
Cricetulus griseus (Chinese hamster) is the source of this 805-nucleotide messenger RNA. The record is from RefSeq and is a predicted model, not a curated record. NCBI's taxonomy places the organism in Eukaryota, Metazoa, Chordata, Mammalia, Rodentia, Cricetidae.